AUGAGCAGUUUGGACAUUUUCUCGGUCCCAUCGACCGACUAUGAUUUGCAGGGCUACAAAAUGGUGCCCUACCACAAAUUGAGUGCUAGCAUCACCCCGAUGAAGUUCUCGGUGCAGGCCUUGGAAGAUUACGUGGAUUUGAAUCGCAGUUAUUUUGUCGUCGACUUGCGUUUGUCCACGUCGGGUCAGAACGGUAUCGUGGCCGAUGCCAAUUCGGCGUCGAAUGCCAACAACACCAAGUUCACGUACGCCGUCAACAACCUGGCCCACACCAUCUUCAAGCAGAUCAACGUGCGGUUCAAUGGUACCCUGAUGACCGAACAGACCGACACCUAUCCCUACUCGGCCUAUUUCCAGACCCUGCUCAACUACAGCCAGGAUGAUGGAGAGACGUUGCUGGCCCCUCAAGGUUGGGUCAAUUUCUUGAACGUGACCCCGACGCUGGCCGCCGCGGGCGGCGACGACGACAUCAGUACCACGGCGGGCUGGGCUCACAAUAACGAAAACCUGCUCAAGACCUUGACGACCCCUUUCCGGGGCAAUGCUGUGGUCCGGAUGAUCAUGCGGCCGUACCUACCCAUGUUCCAUACAGGCAAGAUCAUGGUGCCCGGGGUGGAAAUGAAUUUUGAGUUCCACUUCAACAGUCCCGAUUUCUACACCUUUGCUACCCUGACCAGUGGCACCGGCGUCAAGAACUACGUUCGGUUGCGAGAAGAAGAUGUGGACAUCACCUUGCAUUUGUGCCGACUGAAUCUCAACCCGGAUGUCUACGGCUCCCUGGAACGGCAACGCAAGCUCAGCAAACAGGUGGUCAAGUACCCGGUGGUGAGUGAUCAGAUUCGCACGUUCUCGUUCAACGGGGCCACCACCGUGUGGAUGGAAGAUAAUCUCUUUCUGGGUAGGGUCCCCCAACGCAUGAUCGUGGGGAUCUUGGACAGCACGGCCUUCAAUGGGGCCAAGGAAAAGUACCCGUUUGCCUUCCAGAGCAAAGGGGUGACCUCCAUUCGACAGUUUAUCGAGGGAGAAGAGUACCCGUACGUCACCCUGGAAUUCGCCGGCAAUAAUACCCUGAAAGAUUGGGAAGGCUAUCGUCGCUUCUUGGACGCGGCCGGGUCCGUGGCCAAACAUCGCGAGUUUAUGGUCAAACCGGGCGAUUGGGGGCACAACAAGAAUUGUACCCUGUACAUGUGGAACAACGUGCCCAGCGGGAACGCCGAUGGUCCCCAACUCAAUCCCAAGCAGACCGGCAACGUGCGGCUGGAGAUCAAGUUCCGAGCGGCCCUGAAUGCCAACAUCACCAUCUUGGUGUGGGGCGAAUUUGAAAGCGUCAUCUACAUCGAUCACCUGGGCGCCGUGGCGUAUGAUAACAAAGUGUAAAGGGUUCCAGGGCGUAGUUGGACCAUGGAACUGGUGGCGUUGAGCGAUCGUCAAUUGAGAGCCUUGGCGCUCUCCGACCCCGAGUUGAAGCGCGUGUUCCAAGGCGUCUAUCCCUCCGAUCGAUUGCCCGAGCGUCCACCCAAGACCACCCGAGGCGCCUACAUCGUCAACACGGACCCGGCCGGCGAACCGGGUUGGGUCUCUGGACGGAGCAGGGGGUGUGCGACGUGAUGGAUAGUUACGGGUUGCCGUUGACCGUCUACGACGCCCCGGGCUUGCACGAGUGGAUCGCCAAGCAUUGGAAGUACGUAGUGCGUAGCGACAGGACCCUGCAGGCCUACGACAGUCGGGCCUGUGGCCACUAUGCCUUUACCUACCUGCAAGACCGCGUGCGUGGACGGUCCUUG
Molecule: messenger RNA, 1784 nt
Organism: Porites lobata
Lineage: Eukaryota; Metazoa; Cnidaria; Anthozoa; Scleractinia; Poritidae
Source: the annotation of a GenBank genome assembly